This is a messenger RNA of Eruca vesicaria subsp. sativa (arugula), 1186 nucleotides long. The record is from the annotation of a GenBank genome assembly. Lineage: Eukaryota; Viridiplantae; Streptophyta; Magnoliopsida; Brassicales; Brassicaceae.
CUCCCUCUCACCUAAGGAGACAGACAGAACCAUUUGUUUCUUUAGGCACCAUUCUUCACAAUAUAAAAAAGCUUACCAGUAAACAAUACAAGAAAUUAAACUAUUAUUGGACAUACCACAAAAUUCUAAGGAGAUUUGGCAUUGUUAAAGCUCAAAGUGUCAAACUAUGGAUCCAUACCAGAGACAAAGACCGUUUGGGUCAGCCGGCGAAGGUGGCAGCAGCGGCGGCUCCGAUAUGCCCCGUGAGAUGGUUGACAAUAAGAAGAAAAAGAAGCUUCUCCACCGUGAUAUUGAACGCCAGAGAAGACAAGAGAUGGCUACACUCUUUGCUUCGCUUCGUACUCACCUACCUCUCCAAUACAUUAAGGGGAAGAGAGCUGUUUCGGAUCAUGUAAACGGAGCGGUGAAUUUCAUUAAGGACACGGAAACACGGAUUAAAGAACUUAGUGCAAGAAGAGACGAGCUAAGCAGAGAAACAUGUCAGACAUAUAACUCGGGUCCAGAUCCAGCAGGAACUACUGGAUCCGAGUUAGGGAAUUCGUAUCCUGCGAGUGUGAUGGUGCAACCAUGCGUGAGCGGUUUCGAAGUGGCUGUGAGCAGCAACUCGUCAGGUCCCGAAGCUUUGCCACUCUCAAGAGUGCUUGAAGUACUUCAGGAGCAAGGGCUUGAAGUCAUCAGCUCUCUCACCACUAGAGUCAAUGAGAGGCUCAUGCACAAUAUCCAAGUCGAGGUUAACAGUUUUGGAUGCUUGGACUUAGCUUGGUUGCAGCAGAAGCUAGUUGAGGAGUUGAUACUUUAGACGGGAAAUAUCUAAAGCUUUCAUGAAACUUCAUCUUGGGAGCAGGCCUUGAAAUAUAUUUUUGGAUGGAUGCAUAGCUUCAGUUUAAACAAGUUCUGGUGCUUACUGCAAAAAGGAUUUUAAGGGUAGGUCAUAAUGUUCACCAUCAUUCAACGCAGACACCGUAAAGGCUGAGGCUGUGAUGUUUGCAAGCAGUUUUUCGUCACAAUUUAAGGUUUUUAUUUCUUAUAUGUUUGCUUACAUUUUGCUUCUAUUCAUCAGCUCCAGGAUUCAGCUAUCAGAUUUCCCUUUCAUUUUAAAUAGCAUAUUUUGUAUCAUUUCAUUGUUGUGUUUUCAUGCGGGCUUUUAGUAGAAUAUAAGGUUUUAUAUAAUAUAUUUAUAUAUAAU